Messenger RNA from Oryctolagus cuniculus (rabbit), 18270 nucleotides. The record is from RefSeq and is a predicted model, not a curated record. Lineage: Eukaryota; Metazoa; Chordata; Mammalia; Lagomorpha; Leporidae.
UUAUUAAUGUGAUGAAGAUUCAUUUUAUUGGCUUAUGCAGAGGGCUUGCUUUCUUUGCCCUCAUUGUUUCUGAAAAAAUGUAAAAGUGAAGAACACCCUUAGUAAUGGACAGGAUAUAGCCUGCAUUUGUUGGUGACUGUUCUGUUUCUAAGGCUUACUAAACUUUUGGCGUGAUUAUGUGAAAAUGCUUGUUUUGGGGGUGUUUGAGGUUUUUUGGAGUUCUAAUACAAUCUUUUUUCAUCUCUGUAUGUGGAUGACAGUGGUUUCCUAGUGAAGCACUGGUGUGUUUUUAUGACACAUGUAACUUUGUGGGCCAUUUAGUUUCAGGUCAUUUGUGAGCAACAAAGGUUAGUUCAUUUUAUUCUAUAAAACUGAAAAUUCCAGUGACUUCAACAGAUGGUUUCUAUUUGGUUUUGCAAAUUACCAAUUGCUACCAUUCAGAACAUUUUCUCAGAGGUGGUUUUGUUUUAUUUUUUAUUUUUUGCUCCUUGAAAUGUGUAAAAUGCAAUAGUAAUCAGAUCUUCGGUUCUAUAAACAAGCAUUAAGUAGAGCCCAAUCAAUAUAAAAACAAAUUAACUGGGCAUUAUGACAGCUAGUACAAUGUUUCACCCAAUUUUAUGUGUUGCAUAGGUUAUGUAUUUUUAAGCUUUGUAUUUUGAAGAUGAUUCAGAUGUAACCGUUUUGACUGAAUGGUUAAAUCUUUGCUUUAGGAAUUUCUGGCUGUGAAUAGACCAUCAAAUGUGGGCUUGAGUUAUUGUAGCUGUUUUAGGUCGUGCGUUUUCAGCAGGGGUGAUAGUGCCCCCAACAGGGGAAAAUUGACUUUGGAAAGGUGAAAAAGCCUUACUCUCGGUCUGGAAAGCACAGAUAUACACUGAUAAAAGGAUAUGUAGAAUAUCUGUACUAAGAUUUCACAGGGGGACAAGAGGGCUGAAAAGGCUCCUACUUGGUAUUAGUCUGGGGGUGAGGGUAGGGAUUGACAGUAAGAUCAAAAGUUGGAUGACACUGGUGUUAUGGGUAGAGUCAUCUUGUCUACCAGUCUGCAUCUUCCUAAUAUUUCAAAUGCCAAACAUACGUGGGAGAAACCCCAAUCUUGAGCUCCACUUUCCUGUGACCAGCCUUAUCGUUGGAUCUCAGUGCCGCACGGUAGGUAAAGGGGGAAUCCCAUUUUGAGCAUAGGUAGCAGGAGAAGGAAGUGUGACCUGCUUCAAGCAGGUAAGACUUUUUAGGCUGUCAAGGCUUUGAUUAAAUCCACACAACAGAAAUCCUUUGGAUAUGCUGGCCUCACUGAGUUUUAAAGUAUUUCCAUCCUGCUUUACACUUGAGCUUAGCCAAAACCCCGAGAAGCGAUUCCAUUCUACUUUAAAGCAUCCGUUUAUUUCGUGGUACAAGAGAUGAGACUAAGAAUUGUUGGAAAUAAGUAAUAUUCUUUAGCGGUUCAGCUCUUUUAAAGUGCACAAACACCAAAUAUUUGUUAGGUAUCCUGGGUACAGUGAAGUUUUAAAUUUAUUGUUAACAUAAAUUUGUUUAAUUGGGCAAUGAAGAAAGCAAUUGGAUUCCCAUGUGACAGCAAACAUUGUGCAAGGCAGAUGUAGCGUUGUAUGCUUCCUCAUACUACUGCUACCAAGUUCUUUUCUUACAUGUCAGAAUUUCCUUCCAAAAAUGAACCUGUGUAUACUGAGAUUAUAUCCACCUAGCCUCCAGCUAAUUUAACUUAUUUCUGAUAGUAAGGAAAGGGUUGCCUAUAAUUAAGCAGAAGUUUUGGCCUAGAUGUGACUAGCUGGUGAGAGAUAAUGAGGUAUAUCAUAUUGGUUAUAGAAAUAUGUUUAUUAAUGGUUUUGUUAUUAAAUUGCAGUUUAGUGUGAGAUGGUAAUGGUUCAAGACACUGGCAUUUGAAUAUUAUUUUUUUUUGAGAUAAAAAUGCUGCAGUUUCAUGAUGCUCUACAGUAGAAAGCCCGUGAGCGUAUGUUCCUCCGUACCUUCCCCACUUCUAACCACCUCUUUUCCAGAAUGGAUGGUGAUGCUAAUUCUGUCCCCAGGUUGUCUCCUCUCUGCUUUCACCAGGCACAGUCCUCGGCACAAGGGAUAUCAGAAUGUUUUCCAAAAGUUCCUCUUCAUCUUGACCUUGUAGUUAAAUUUGUUGAAUGCUAUGCUUUGAUACACACACCUGGCCUAAGCUAGUUAUUCAUUUAUGAGUAUGGCUGGUGCUUGGAGCUUUCAUGUCACUGUGACAUAUUAAUGGUACCCAGGAUGCAACGGAGCCCCCUGUAUCUUACAUCUUGAAUACAGUAGUUCUUGUAUGACUAAUUUUUUUAUUUAAAAUCCAGAUUCAAACCUGUGCAUGAGUCUUUACUAUUGAGCCCUUACAAAGAUGAUUUUUGGAAUAAGAGUAUAGUGUUUGUACACACAGAUGAUUCCAUGUAGUACUGGAGGGAGUAUGAUCUCGCACUCCCAAACACAUUUAUUACCACAUUGGAUAGAGGUGCGAGAGAACAAAGGGACACAAAUGACAGCAAAACUGUUUCUGAGCACAUUUUCAGGCACAUUUGCUCUGAGCACUUUUUCCUACAAUGUGAGAUGAACAGAGUGGGUGGGAACUGUAUAUAAUUGGGAAUGUGAUUGAGAUGAGGUUAAAUAUCACCUCUUGUUGCUUUUAUGGUGGUGAGUCCACUUUUCUCUCUCCCUUACCUCUAGUUGUUACAAUCUUACCAAGACAUUAGGGCAUUAUAAAAUAAAGAUACCUCAGACCCCAAUGUGUCGAAAGCCUGGGCUGGCUGUGAUGUCCUAGUGUGUACAUAAUCUCCUUUAUCUCUCAUUAGUUUUCCGAUGUCCAACCAUUCAUUCAUUUUUUCCCCCAAGGAGUGUUUUUUGAGCACCUAGAAUAUCUAGGCACUGAUCUAGGGGCUAGGAAUGCAACAGGAAAUAAGACGAUGUUUCAUUCCCUUGGAACUUGUACUCCAUAUGUGACAGGUGGAGGUGGACAGUAUGCAAAUCUGAAACAUGUGCAAGAUGAAGAAAUUCCUGUAGGGGGAGGAAAUGCUGCCUGGUGGGUAGGGGAGACCUCUGAUUUGGUCGUAUUAGUGCAAGGCCCUGAAGGAAUUGAGGGAGGCAGAGGCCACCGUCAGUGCAUUGGCUGUGGUGGGGCAGGAAUUUGGCUGGGGUGUUUGACUGUUAGCUUGGGGAGCAGUGUGGCUGGAGGGGGUUUGUAAGUAGAGGCCAGAAGUGCAAUCAUGGAGGUCAAAGAGGUAGCCAGGGCAUAUCAUGUCAAGUAUGGCUGUGCUCCCACGAAAUUUUAUGGACACUGAAAUUUGAGUUUUAUGUAAUUGUCAUGCAUCAUGAAGUCUUUUGUUUCAGCCAUUUAAAACUAAAAGAUCCUUCUUAACUCAGAGACCAUACCAAAACAGGCUGCAGGCUGGGUUUGGGCCACCAGUCAUAGUUUGUGAGCCAUGUUAUAUGUCAUUACACUGCUUACCUUAUCUAUGGUUGCAUUGGUGCCAGACAUUUUUAUUUGCUUGUGUAUUGGUUUAUUACUUGUCACCACCCACUAGAAUGAUAGCUUAUUGAGAAGAGGAACUUGAGAUUGUCUUGCUUACGGCAGUGUUCCUGUCACCUAGGGCCAAGCCUGUAACAGAGUGGUUACUAAAACAGUGCAUUUGUCCUAUGUGAUCCAUGAGAGAUUGGUUCCAAGACUCACUGCAGAUACCCAAAUCCAUGGAUUAAAAAGUCCCUUGUGUAAAGUGGUGUCAUAUUUUCAUAUAACUUGUGCACAUCCUCCCAUACUUCAAAUCAUCUCUUGAUUACUUAUAAUAUCUAGUACCAUGUAAAUAUCAUGCAAAUUGUUGUUAUGCUAUAUGGUUUGGAGAAUAAUUGCAAGAGAAGCAUCUGCACAUGUUCAGUAUAGAUGCAGCUUGGCAGGGGUAUGUUUUCAGUUUGCUGCUGGUUGAGUGCAUGGAUGAGGAGCCCACAGAUGGAUCCAGAGGGCUGGCCAUAUUUGUUGAAGGACUAGGCUUAUAGGAUUUUAAGAUAUCUAGGAUAUGAACUACUGCUUUAGUAGCCACAACAUUUAUUUGCAUCAUGGCCAGUCUGUUUUCAUUAUUUCUAAAAAACUCGGAAGCAUUUUUCUAAGGCAGUGUAUUCACCAUGUGCUGUUUUCCUGUGGGCGUAGGAUGGGAUUUGAGCAGAUGUAUCAGAGUCCUGGAGUGUCCUUUCAGCCACAAGCCAUCCUGUAAGGUGUUCAUGUAUGUAUAGGAGCCAGAGUUACAGAAGGAAGUCACUUUAGCCCAUCUUUCCAGCCUGGUGCUCACAGAAAAAAAGAUGAACAGAAUAGCAUGUGGCUGCACAGCAAGUCUGGAUCAACUUGGACACCCUGAUGCUUUACUUCAUUCCUGAGAACCUAAGAUUUGCUCCAUAUGUUUUUAUCUUAUGCUAGGUGAAUUGUGAAGACAUAGUGAAUUAGUCAGAUACGUCAUUAGUCAGGCUAGGCUAGGACAUGCUGCAAUAACAGAUCUCAGGGGCUCAAAAACCACAGAGGUUUCUUUGUUGCUCGCAUCAUAGGACCAUCAAGAGGAAGCUGGUUUGAGCAUCUAUAGCUUGAACGCUGUAAAUCACUCUGACAGAAGGAGGGAGAGUCUCACAUAGGCAGUUAAAUGCUCUGGCCUAGAAGUUACACAAAUCACUUCCAGCCACAGCCCCCUUGGCCCAUUCCUAUAUCACAAGGGGCCAGGAUGUGCAGUCCUAACAUGCACUCGGAAGAUGGAAAACUGGCAAUAUUUGGUGAAUAGUAUUAAUGACUAUCAUGUACAACUUUGAUUACUUAAAUGCUUCUGAGCAUUCCUUUGACUACAAUGUCAAAACAUUCCCAGCCUUACAGCAAUGCUGGAGAAUGAACUGUAAUAAAAUAGCUUGGCAGGGGCAGAUGAGACAGAGUAGAAAGAAGAAAAUCCACUGGUUUCCAUCGUGCUCCUUUAAUGUGUGGAGACCUAUGCUUGCUUUAAGAAAUCAGCGUCCGUACUCAGAGCACCUUUAGUGGGGAUGUGAACCCACCAUGACUGGAUAGUCGGGCAAAGUGUGCUGCAGGAAGCCAGCUUUACUUCUGCUGUUCAGGAGGCUCCUCCCUGGGCACAGGAAAGCUGUACACUUCGUACACUGGGCAUUCGUGCCAGGCACGUGAGUGGAAAUGAUGUUUCUAUAAAAUAAAGAUGUCUUAGUUAUGUGCGUGUGUUACCAACAGCCAGGGAGUUCAGUUUGGCCUGUGGGAAGGAUAUUUUUAAUGCCCGAAACUUUAAGUAAUAACGUAAAUUUUUAUAAUGAGUUUCUUUUUGUCAUUCACUGCAUAUUGGAGAUAAGCAUUGCUUUCCUGAAACCUAAAUUUGGCUCAAAUCAUUUCUAGAGAGAAAAUGCUGCUCUGUUGUGGAGAAAACUCAGAAGCGUGUAAUUCUGAUUGAAUGAGUACCCUGGAUUCUUCCCAAGAGACUGCACAAAAGAACAGAGUAGGAUGAAAAAGUAAAAGCAAGCUUGACAGUGAUGUGCUUGGUUCAUCCAUACAUUGUCACAAGACAGGAUCACUGGGCAUUUCGACAGUGCGGAGGACAAUGGUAAAGGCAGAGGAGAAAGAGAUGAGUGGAUGUUGAUGUGGGGCCACUAGAUCUUUAGGAAGAGCCGUGAAAGGGGGUACUGGGCUGACUGCUAGUAGCACAGCAGGGCUGACAGUAAAGUUUUACAUAAAAAUCCUCUUCCCUGAGUGGCUUAUGCUACUCUGGUUGAAAUGGGGCUGUAGCAGUUGCCUGUUGCCACAAUAGUGCCAUGUAACAAACCAGUCCAAAUUUCAGUGACUUAAAUAACAAUCAUCAAUUCUUAGGUCUCUGUGGCUCAGCUGGGAGUCAGCAUCAAGGCUCAAGCCACAGGUUGAGUGAGGCUCUACCCCACAUGUCUCUUCUCCUCCUUGCCUCACUGGGCUACUGGAGCACAUGCCAGCAGUGAUGGUGGAAUCGUAGGAGAACCAUGCAAUCAGAUCUCUGCUUGCAUCAUGUCCUGUAAGGCCACAUUGGUCCAAACAUAUCACAUGACCCAAGAUCAGAACGAAGAGGAAUUCUACUGCUCCCUUAGAGGGAAUCAGAAUGAAAUUGCUUUGAACAAUAACUGAGUCACUGUAAAGACAUUAGGCUGGUGAUUUUUUAGAUCAGUAAUAGCAAGGCUGUAAUGGACAUAUUCUCUUGUUAUUCAGAGCAUACUUUUAAUUUUUUUCCCAAAGAAACCUUUUAUUCAAGGAAUACAGACUUCAUGCAUCUCAUAAGUACAACUUUAGGAAUAUAGUGAUUCUUCCCACCAUACCCGCCCUCCCACCCCUCCUUCUCCUCCCUCUCCCAUUGCCAGUCCCAUUCUCCACUAAGAUACAUUUUCAAUUAACUUUAUACACAGAAGACCAACUCUAUACUAAGUAAAGAGUUAAACAGUUUGCAUGGAAAAAAGAACUGUUCUUCAACAGUUCAAACAAGGGCUAUUCAAAGUCUUUGCAUCUCAGAGUUAAUUUCACUUUUUUUUUAGAAACUUAACUUUAAAGAAUUACCCAAGAAUGAUACAUCUUUUGUGAGCACUUAGACAUAACUAUAACUUAUGAGACAUAAGAAUAUCCUCCACUUACUACAUUAAAACUUGUUCACAAGGACUUACUUUCUUUUAUUGUUAAUUAAGGAAGCACCUAAGAAAACAAGCAAUGGAGUUAGACACUUAAACAUAACUAUAACUAUGAGACAUAAGAAUAUCCUCCACUGAGUACACUGAAACGAAAUAGAUCUUUGAGAACAAGUUUCACUGUUAACUCUCAUAAUACAACUCUGAGGACAGAGGUCCCGCAUGGGGAGUUAGUGCAGUGACUCUUACUAUUAAUUUAACAAUUAGCACUCUUUUGUAUGACGUCAGUGAUCACCCAAGGCUCUUGACAUGCGCUGCCAAGGCUAUGGAAGCCUUCUGAAUCUACAAUCUCUGUUAGAAUUUUAGACAAGGCCAUGAGCAAAGUGGAAGUUCUCUCCUCCCUUCAGAGAAAAGUACCUCCUUCUUUGAUGGGCGCUUCUCACUCACUCACGGACAUCCUUCAUGUAGGCUUGCUUUUUUUGCCACAGUGUCUUGGCUUUCUAUGCCUGAAAUGCAGAGCAUACUUUUAGAGGGCCUGGAGCUGUCUUAUCACUCAAGCCCAUCUCACACCCAUCUGUUCCCACAUUUCCUAAACACAGCUACGCCGAGUGGAAACUCAGGCAUUUGAGUAGAGCACAGAUUUAAAACAUGCAAAGGGGGACAUAGACAUUUCUCCAAAUGCAGGAUGAUUUGGCUGGAGAGAAAAUCAUCAACAACCUCAUCAAACCGGAGGACAAGGAGAUCUCUGCCUUCUUGGUUCCCUCAUAUCUCCUUAAAACACCCGGACAGCCACACUCAACACAAAUGUGCCCACAUGCAUACUUUUCCUGCAGUUUCCCUCUAUCUAAGUCUCAUCAAACACUGCUGGAUUUCUCAUCAAUACAUUCAAAGGAAAGAACCACAGAGCCAUCAGUAGCAUGAGGUCCCGAGACGAAGGACAACCCCACCACACUCCCAAACAGCCAGGUUUCUGGACCAGGCCAUUGGCAGGUUCCACCUGAGCAGUCACAGCAGUGUUAGGCACAGCAACAAUGUUCAGUUGGGAUGCCCCAUGCCAUCAGGCAUCAUCUGUGCUGCGUGAGGCCAGACCCUAACGACAAAACACAGACGCCUAAGAAGUGGCUUCGUUUUUUUCUUUAUGCACCUGUGGAGAUGUAUGUGAAACCUGAGCAGAUACUUUAAAAGUAGUGUUUCUUCUGAAAACAACUCCUAGAAGUGUUUUUUUUAAAAGGAGAAAGUAAUAUUUUGUCCUUAAUUUACUCUGGAAAAAUUGUGGGUUUUGCGAUUUUCAUGUUUAAUACAUGUAUAGAUUUCAGUAGCCACAAUCACAGUCAGGACACAAAACUCUCUCAUCGCUCCCCACAUGCUCUUCUGCCACCCUUUUGAAGUCAGACCCUCCUCCCAACCUCUAUUCUCUGUUCUCUGCCAUUAUCGUUGUGGGUUUUUGAGAAUGUCAUAUAAAUGGAGUCAUACAGUCCGUAGCUUGAUGAGAUUGGCUUCUUUCACUCAAAAUGCCUUUGAAAUCCAUCCAAGUAGCUGCAUGUACCUGAGGUUCAUUCCUUUUUUUUUUUUUUUUUUUUUGCUGAGUAGUAUUCCAGGGAUUGCUUAACCGUUUACCCAUUGGAUGACAAAUGGGUCGUUCCCAGAUUUUUGGCUGUUAUGAAUAAAGCUACCAUAAACAUUCAUGUACAUAUUUUUGUGGGAGCAUAGGACUUAAUUUAUCAAGGGAAGUUCCCGGGAGUAGGACUGCUGUAUCGUAUUGUGAGCAUAUGUUUAUAAGAAACUACCAGCACAUUUAAAGGUGGUUUUGGACCAUUUGAAUCCAGGCUGUCUCUUUUCCAAUAAGCUGUUUGUCCAGACAGUAGAGUGGUUUAUGAUAUUAGGCAAAACUUCCUUUUGGAGGAUAUUGUUUCCACUUGAGAGUUAUGGGAGGCAAAGUCACAAAACAUCAACUUAGCCUACAAGUCCAGCAUGACCCUGGAAGAUUCCUUGACAGAUGGGGAGGGAGAACAUCUGUGGCAGACAGCUGAAAGCAGAGCAUGACAGUGCAACUUGGACCCCAAAACAGGGAAAUUUGGUGGUUUCUGCUAAACCUUAGCCAUCAAGUUAAAGAUGAAAUGCAAAAACUGUUCUUUCAGCGAAACAGAAGUUUCUAAGAGGUCAUGGGCACACUGAACUGCUUGUAUUGUAACCUCAUCCCCCACUACCCCAACCCACUGCACAGGGCUGAGUAAUAAGAGAACAGGGACCAUAGGCAACUCUUCUAAAUUGCUAUGCAAAUCUAGGGAAAGCUGUGUGAAAUAUAUUCCCUCUGUAAGUCACCUCAAGCCUCCUGCCUAUUGCAAAUAUAAAAUUUUAUUCACUAGCCCUCCUUAUCACGAAACCCCCUGAAGACAUAGUUCCAACACAAUUUGACAAAGAAAACAGUAUCAGUGGUUUCUUAAAAUUGCUUUAUUUGAGAGGCACUCAGGGAGGAAGAGAGAGAGAGAGAGAAAGCACCCAUCUGCUGGCUCCCUCCCUAAAUGCUUGCAAUGGCCAAGGCUGGGCCAGGGCUUAAUCCAGUAGCUGGGAACUCAAUCCAGGUCUCCCACGUGGGUGCCAGGAACCCAACUACUUGUGCCACCACUGCUGCCUCCCAGGGUCAGUAUUAGCAGGAGGCUGCAGUCAGGAGCUAGGGAUGGAACCCGGGUACUCCCAUGUGGGCUGCAGUAUCUUAACUGGUGUGCUAACCACUAGGUCAAGUGCCAACCCUGCAUCAAUGGCUUUUUGUUUUAUUUAAAAAAAAAGAAAAGCUUGGAUGCAUAGUGUGAGAACCAGGUCCCAGUGGGGAAUUUAGCAAAGUUGAUCUCCUUUUCCAUAUCUAGAACAGGGAAUGUACUCCCAAGCUAAGCCAAGCUCCUUCCACUUGGUAUCCAUGUUUAUGUUCUCAUUUAUGCUUUCUUUCAAAUACUUUCCAGGACGGACUUUUGAGAGGAUUAUGAUUUAUACUUCUCUCUUGAAUUCCAGCACAUUAAAGUGGUACCUAUUGUUUUUUAUUUUAUUUUGAGAAAUAAGCUGCUUGGGCUUUAUGGAAAUUUGGGAGGCAAUUUAGCCUGUCAUUUAGGAUAGUUCUAUAUAAGGUGGUGAACCCCAUGCUGUGCAGCCAAUGACGCUGUAUCAUCAUUCUUCAAUCUUGAAAAAGUCGUUCAGGUUGGGAACAGGCCAGCAAUCAUGUGACUUGAGCUAGGAAAAGGCUUUAAAAAUCCAGUUCAGAAGAUACUCAUGUAAAUAUCUUGAACCCAAGGAAUUCAAAGGAAUUUAAAGAAUAAGACUUAUUUGCCAGCAUGACUGGGCCAUUUAUUCCCCACUGAUGAGUGGUAGACUUGUCCAAUGCUCAGGCACUAACCCAGGUUUUAAAAAUCAGAUUUAUGCCCCAAAUGAGUGGUUCUCAUUAAAAUUGUUUGAGGUUAUUUUCUAAUAAUCUUUUUACUUAGAAUUAAUUUUAAAGUUACAGAAAAGUUGCAAAGACAGCACAGAGGCUUCCUGCACACCCCUCACCUAGCUCCAGUGCUAACAAAUCCUGCUGACAAAGCUGUGACCCACAUUUGUGGAAUGCAAAUCUCUGAGGAUGGGAUUCAAGAAUCAGUAUUUCCUUGAAGCUUCUUCCCAAGUAGAAUGGAGGUGAAACCAAGGUUGAGAACCUCUGCUGCAAGUGCAGUCAGCCAACCUACAGUAUGGUCAUCGCCUGGGAACUUGUCAGAAAUGACGCAUUCCAGAUGUCACCCCAAACCUACUGCAUGGAAAUCUGCGCUUUAGCCAGCUCUCAAGUCUUCAGUAUCUACAUUAAGUUUUGGGAAGCAUUGUACUCUUUACAAAAGAUUAAGCAGACCACACAAACCUAGACCAAAUCACUGUCAAAUGUAUGUUUGUGUUUAUUACAAAUUUUUUCUUUUUUCUUUUAAUUUAACAGGUAGAGUUAGACAGUGAGAAAGAGAGACAGAGAAAGGUUCUCCUUCUAUUGGUUCACCCCCAAAUGGCCGCCACGGCCAGUGCACUGUGCCGAUCUGAAGCCAGGAACCAGGUGCUUCCUCCUGGUCUCCCGUGCAGGUGCAGGGCCCAAGCACUUGGGCCAUCCUCCACUGUACUCCCGGGCCACAGCAGAGAGCUGGACUGGAAGAGGAGCAAUCAGUGCCCACAUGGGAUGCUGGCACCACAGGCGGAGGAUUAACCAAGUGAGCCAUGGCGCCGGCCCCUAUUACAAAUUUUUUCAUCAGAUAUAUUUGGAGGCUUAUUGUGUGAAAGAGAUGAAUCCGAUUGGCAUUCUACCCUCAAGGAGACCUACUCUAGUAAGGGAAAUACGAACGUGUUAAGGAAGUGAUGGCAUUUGUUCUGCAUGUGGAAGGACAUCUAGAGAAAGAUAUGUAAAAGAUAAGUGAUGUAGUUUCAAUAAAUGAAGAAUCUCAGGGAAGAAUUUUCUAAAGCUUUGGAUGAAUCACUUUGUUUAUAUAUUUAAUAACUAUUUAUUCAGCUCUUGCUAUUGCUAUGUGAAUAAGAUACUGUAACUGCUUAAGAGGCUUUUACAACCCAGUGGGGAAGACAAACACAAAGCAGGUAAUGACACAAAUAAUUCACUAGUGUCAGUAGUGGUAAGUGCGAGGAAAGGGACAGAUGGGAUGUUAGGAAUCCAGGUGACAGGACUGCCCUAGACAGGGGUGGUAGUUGUAGAGUGGUUUCCCUGAGAAGAUAACGUCAAAUUGAAGAAAGCUUUAGCUAGACAAAGAGCAGAGGGAACUCCAAGCAGAGGGAACAACAUGGACCAAGGCCAAAGCCAAAAGAAAUGAACAAAAGAGUACACCAAUGAAACAGAUGUUCAGUAAUCCAUUGUUCAAUUCUACAUUUUCCAUUGCUUCUCGUAUUGGGUACAAGUAGCCUGGCCUUCCAGCAUCCUUCCUCUUCUUUAUAGUAAACAGUUAUAUUGAUAUACAGUUUCCAUACAAUAAAAUUUACCCAUUCACCCGUCUUAAGUAAUGCAAUGGUUUUUGGUAAAUUUACUGGGUUGUGCAGCCAUCGUCCAUGUAACAUCCCUUAUGCCCCUUUAUAGUGAGCCCCCAUUCCCAUUCCUGACCCCUGGAAGCCUACUUUCUAUCUCCUAGGGAUAGAGGCCCAUGAGUGGAUUGAUUGGUCUUAUGAUAAAUUUAUGUUAAGUUUUAAACAACUGUUGAACUCUUUUCCAACUGGUGGUAAUAUUUUCCAAUCUCAUCAGCAGUAGAUCCCAUGCACCUCGCCCCUGGGAACACUUGGUAUUGUCAGUCUUUUUGAUUACAGACAUUCUACUGGAUGUCAAGUGGUAUCUCAUUUCAUCAAGCCCACUUUCUAAUCUUAUUUUGCCAGUCUUGUUGCUCCUAAACCUAUGCUGUGCCUACCAAAGUGAACCUCCUGCUUUUUUUGUUUUUAAUGAGUCUCCUUGAUUUUACCAAAUCAUGCCUUUGUUCACUCUUUGAAUGUAUUACUUGGCUAAAUAUUUUUUGAGAGGUUGGAAAUUAAGAGCUCAAAUUAGUAAUAGCAAAGACCUUUGACUUCUGCACAAUAUGGACACUUCCAAAUUUCUCUUAGAAAUCCCACUGUCAUACCUUUCAAAGCAUCUUACCUGCCGUCUUGGUCACACAUGACCUAGAUCAGUGCCUAUGUCUGAGCUAUGGAGCUGCUCAUGCAUCCUCAGGGAAGAAUGCCAUGUGAACUUAGAAAUUAAUAGCAGGAGAAAUGACUGUCCUUCAGGUUAUAAAUUACAAUUCCAGAGACUAAGCCUCACAUUGUAGAAACUGGCUUGUGGCAGCCAAGAAAUCAGAGAAUGGUUUAUUAUUUAGGAAUAAAAUUGCUAGCAGUCUUAGAUUAAUAACCAAAAGAAAAAAGAAGGAAAGAAAGGCUGCUUCUGUAAUAAAAAGCAGAGAUCUGGUAACCCCAUUUCAUUUCCUUUCUCUUGCUGAUUGCUUUUUAGUUGUUUUAGUUUUGAUUAGCACUUCCGUUACAAAAUAGGAAGAAAUUAUGACCUACUUAUAAUAGCUAAAACAAUUGAAAUCAAUGGUUUAAGUGUGUAUUUGGUACUAUAUUAACACUUUUUAAUGUUUGCUUUUGGCUUGCCUGAGCAGAUAACAAAAUUGAUUACACAAUCAACCAGUGCAGAAAGCAUAUUGGAAAAUGGAUGCCCCCAAUGAAUUAAUUAUACUUCUGCUUAUAAUAGUGAAAUGACUUUAAUUUCUAAGUUAUUUCAAACUAGAUUUUAAAUUAAGAAACUUAAAGUAUGUUUUUUUUAACAAGAUGGCUAUUUUUUGAAGAUUGAUCGAUUUGUCAGAAUUACAGAGAGAGAGAUCUUCCAUACAUUGGUUCACUCCCCAAAUCGCAAAUGGCUGCAACAGCCAGGGAUGGGCCAGGCUAAAGCCAGGACUCAGGAGCUUCUCCCAGGUCUCCCACGUGGCUGCAGGGGCCCAAGCACUUGGGCCAUCCUCCACUGCUUCCUAAGGCAUAUUAGCAGGGAGCUGGAUCGGAAACAGAGCAGCUGGGACUCGAACCAGUGCCCAUACGGGAUGCCAGUGCUGCAGAUGACAGCUAAACCCACUGUGCCACAGUGUCAGCCCCUAAAAUAUGCUUAAAUAAUUCUGAGUAGUUGGGGAAACACUUCUCAUGAUAAGGCAAGUCACAUGAGCCAUUCAAUGACAUUAAUUCAACCUAGAGUUUUAAUAUUUUCUCUUGAGUUCUCAAGUUUGGCUAGCUUAAAAAUACUUCUGUGAUAGAAUUGAAACCUAUGAGAAAUAUAUAUGUCUGUAUAUUGGAUGAAAUUCACCUGUAUAAGUAAAAAUCCUUUCAAUAUAGUCCAAUUUUAAAAACCUAUUAAAAGCUGUUGGUUGCUUUCAUUAUUUUCAGGUGGAAGCAGUGUUGUCAGAAAAUUUUCUUUUGAAGACUAUUCCGGACAUGCAGUAGUAGUUAUACUGUUUAACUAGAAGACAGAAUGAAUAAUUAGAAAAAGAGAGACUAGUGGCAAAUGAGCCUCUGUUUCAUCCCCAGAGUUGUUAGAUGAAGAAGCUGUGCCAAUUCCACAAACCCGCAUUAAUCCCUAUAUCCCUUCUGUCUCAGAGGGUCACCCUCUCAUCUACUCAUCCUGUCCCCACUUAUCUCCGGAAUUCACGUCAAACCAACCUCACUGGGUCCCUGCUCUCUCUCUCCUACACAUGCUUUCACUUUCUUCCUCUCUGUUGGCUCUUUCCCUCAAUUUAUAAACACAUACAUGGUUCCCCUGCCUUUAUUACACACACACACGCGCACACACACACACACACACACAUACACACUUGGGACGUUCAAGCGAGAUAACCUUAUAGAUUCAUGUUUGGAGAUAGUUUAUAGUCUAUAGAAUAUAAACUUGAUCACAUGAUGGGAAACGUGCAGAUGCUAACCAUGUGCAGAGAUGACACUAAACACACGAAGCUGCUGAAGCUGUGAGACUGGCACAUCUCGGGCUGGAAGGCAGAUGCCAUGAAGCACGCAGCUCCAGUAGGAAUGGGCUCCAUGAGUGCAUCGCAUCAGAUCCAUGAAAGAGGAAGGAGGGGUCACUGCUGAUUGCUGACUGCACUUAGACCUUCCACGACACUGCUGAACUAGAGGCAAAGAAGGAAGUGGAUGCUUCCUUGCCACUAGGACUUGAGUUAAGCAAUGUGUGAAUCAGAAAUAUUCAACAACAUUGUGGAUUCAGGGCCUAUGGAGUUGGGAGAUUGCAACUACAAGAUUUCCAAAUGAUAAGAACAGUGAGAAAGGAAACUUUGUCUCCCAAUGAAGAUGAAGCUACUCAAUAAAAUUUCAAAGCACAGAGAUAAUUAUUACUAAGAAAAAUGUUAAAAAUAAAUAAUUAGCAUAGAAAUCACAUGUGCGAGGUUAAAAAUAACUUGGGAAAAUACUUAAAAUAAGCAUAUUUAGGGUCCUGAAAGACACCAAGAAAGGAAUAGUAUUAAUAAAACAAGAAUGAUAAAUUAAGAAAAACAUACAGAAACGAAGCAGAAAAGCACAUACGAAGAGGAGUAAGGUAGAAAUAUUUGAUUAUAAAUAUGAUUAUUUAAAUUAAAAACUUAACCAAAUAAACUUGGACUACACAGUUGGAAAAUUGGCAAUUGAGAAAAUAAACCAAUUGAUAUACCUGUAAAAGGCUCCAACAUAUGUCUGGUAAGUACUUCAAGAAGAGUAGAGACAGUAUUAUAAGUAGUCAUUAAACAUAAUGGAUGAGAAUGUUGAAGAAAUGAGAAAAAAGACAGGCGGCCUCAGAUUGAAACCAUUGUGAAGAUGCCUCUUUCAACUUGUCAGUUCUGCCCUUGUACCUUGAAAGCAGCCAUAUGUAAGGAAUGGAUAAUUUAUAAACAAAUGACCAUUUCUGUGUUCCAGUACAACUUUAUAUACAAAAUCAGGCAGGGGGCAGAUUGAAUCAGGUCGGGAGUCUAUAGUUUGAUGACCUCUGAAGAGUAACCAUUGUUUAUUUUCAUGUGUGAUUUAAAAGAGACCAUGUCAUUAGUGAAUCACACACGACUUGGACCACACUUGCUCUUCUGAGCACGCACUUUGGAACAACUCUUCAGUAUCCAUUAGAAAAACAUGGGCAGAAGUCCCUACUCCAUGAAUGCUGAUGAACGAUGCGCAUUGUAACCACAGCUGGUGGGGGGUCACUGAGGAUGAUGUACAUCACGGGACUCUGCAAGUCCCACUUGUUCAUCUCUUUUUGCUCUACUGUACUCCCCCUGUAGCAGGCAGCUGACAUUCACAUCCCUCUCCCCCCCUUCCUCUCUCAGCACCACUCUGCAACCACACUGGCCCUCCAUCUCCUCUCACUCCAGCUCCAAACAUGCACUCAACCUGCAAAUCCCAACAGCCCAGGAAAACAAAAGCCCAGGAGCUCCAGGCUCAGAGAGAGAAUAUCCCAGGUCUUAGCCACAAACAGAUCACCUUACUGCUUCCAGCACAUUCUAGGGACGAGCUCAUGUCAUGCUGUUCAGAUGUACCUCUACAACAUUUUUGUUAUUUGAGAGGGAGCGUGAGCUAAUGAGCAUUCCCAUCUGCUGGUUCAUUCUCCAAAUGCCCACAGCAGCUGGGGUAGACAGGCUGAAGCCAGGAGCCCAGAACUCAAUUCAAAUCUCCCACAUGGGUAGCAGGGACCCAGCUACUAGAGCUGUCACCUGCUGCCUCCCAUCCCCAGGGUAUGCAUUGGCUGGAAACUGGAAUCGAAUCGGGAGUGGAACUGGGUCUCAAAUCCAGGCACUCCAAUAUGAGAUGCAGGCAUUACAAGUGGGAACCUAACCUCUUGUCCACACAUGUGCCCCACCUCACUGGUUUUGAAGACUUCAUAGUAACUCACUGUUUAGGCAUGUGUUGUUGUUUACAUAAUCAGGCCCCAGUUGUGAUCAAGAGGCUACAUACUGAAAAUCUUCUCUUGAUGGAGCUUUCUUUCCCCCUCACAAAUCCACUCAGUACAGUUGCAUUGUAUCAGCCAAGAUACUUUAUACAACCAUGUGGAGAGAAAAUUUCAGCAUAAACUCCAGAACCGUAUUUUAUCAGAAAAAAGGUCAUGUUUUUGAAACAGUAAACAGGUUUUAAAAGAAAUAAAAAAAGAGCAUGCGAAGUCAGCAGAAAUUCAAGUUUACCAAGGUCUCAAGAUCUUUGUCGUGUGACUGUGGGAUAAGGUCCACAAGCCUUUGUGAAUCUGUUUCUCAAAGAAUGGCGAUGAAACAGUUGUCAUUGGCUACAAGGUAGGAUGAUAAACAUCUGUCGUCGUUUCCUGUGGCUGCUGUGACAAAUAACCUCAAAGCUGGGAGCUUCAAACAACGGAAGAAAUCUGCAGUGAAGGUUCCAGCAGGGCUGCGCUCCCGCUCCCUCCAAAGGCUUUUGGAGAGAGUCCGUCCUUCCUCACCUCCUCGAGCUUCUGGUGGCUCCAGGCGAUGCCCGGCUUGUCCCUGCAGCCCUUGCACCUGUCUCCUCUGAAUCUGUGGCUUCUCCUCUCCUGGCUCUUGGAGGAACACUUGUCAUUGUAUUCAGGGUCCCCAUGCAUUAUCCUGGAUGAUCUCAUGUCAAGGUCCCUAACUUCAUUGCAUCUGCACAUAUCCUUUUCUCAUGUUCACGAGUUCUGGGGAUCAGGAUGUGGACAUAACAUUUUGCAGUCCACCAUUCAAUUCCUGCAGUAUUCCUUCGGUCAUCUCGAUCCAUGUUAGAACGGUCUGAAGAGCAGAUUAGGGCUGCUUCUAGUUUGGAAGAACUGCUGCGCAUCACGCACGCUGAGGACUGGAAGCUGUGGCAGUGCCGGCUGAAGCUCAAAAGUCUCAGCGGAGUGGACGCUCGCUCAGCCUCUCAUCGGUCCACCAGGUUCGCAGCGACGUUCUAUGACAUUGAAACACUAAAAGUCAUAGAUGAGGAGUGGCAAAGAACCCAGUGCAGCCCGCGAGAGACGUGCGUGGAGGUGGCCAGCGAGCUGGGGAAGAGCACCGACACGUUCUUCAAGCCGCCCUGUGUCAAUGUGUUCCGCUGCGGCGGCUGCUGCAACGAGGAGAGCCUCAUCUGUAUGAACACGAGCACCUCGUACGUCUCCAAACAGCUCUUUGAGAUAUCGGUGCCUUUGACAUCAGUACCUGAGUUAGUGCCUGUUAAAGUUGCCAACCACACAGGUUGUAAGUGCUUGCCGACGGCCCCUCGGCAUCCAUACUCAAUUAUCAGAAGAUCCCUCCAAACCACAGAAGAAGACCGCUGUUCCCAAUUCAAGAAACUCUGCCCUAUUGACAUGCUGUGGGAUAGCAACAAGUGUAAAUGUGUUUUACAGGAAGAGAAUCCACUUGCUGGAACAGAAGAUCACUCUCCUCUCCAGGAAUCUGCUCUCUGCGGGCCACACAUGCAGUUCGAUGAAGAGCGUUGUGAGUGCGUCUGUAAGACCCUGUGUCCCAGAGACCUCAUCCAGCACCCGGAAAACUGCAGCUGCUUUGAGUGCAAAGAGAGUCUGGAGAGCUGCUGCCAGAAGCACAAGAGAUUUCACCCAGACACCUGCAGCUGUGAGGACAGAUGCCCCUUUCACACCAGAACAUGUGCAAGUGGAAAACACGCGUGUGCAAGGCAUUGCCGCUUUCCAAAGGAGAAAAGGGCUGUCCGGGGACUCCAAAGCCAAGAAAAUCCCUGAUGCAACUCUGAUUCCAGGUCCCCGCGCUGUCAUUUUAAACAGCACACUGCUUUGCUGAGCUGCUGCCAUUGUUUCCCCAGGUGUUAGGGGAAAAAAAAUCUAUUUUACAUAGUGCUCUCCAGAUGUCUUUAGCGGGUGUCGAGUGGAAGAUUGGUCUUCUCACUGCAGAUGUCUCUGCACACAAAGUAAUGGAGUGGAGGGGGCCUAAAGAACCCUUCUUUGAUUGAGUGAGCAAGAUUGGCUUGUCAGGGAAUGACAGGUGCCAGAGCUCACGAGGCAAACCGCACAAUCUCUGAGUGUCUGCUAAUUGCAGCUCUCUUGUGAACGAGUCUCAUUCUUAUGCAGAGUUUGAUUUGUAUGAGCCACACGGACUUUCUGUCCAGCUUGUAGUUUCCUAGUUAGUGAACUACUGUCUGAUGUUCCAUAUUUAAGUGUAGUUAAUGGAAAUAAACACCAUUAUUCAAGUCAUAAAA